This is a messenger RNA of Ornithodoros turicata, 6625 nucleotides long. RefSeq names its product dual specificity tyrosine-phosphorylation-regulated kinase 4-like (gene Dyrk2). Gene Ontology annotation, cellular component: cytoplasm; cytoskeleton; nucleus. Gene Ontology annotation, biological process: peptidyl-serine phosphorylation; peptidyl-threonine phosphorylation. Gene Ontology annotation, molecular function: protein serine/threonine kinase activity; ATP binding; protein serine/threonine/tyrosine kinase activity. Lineage: Eukaryota; Metazoa; Arthropoda; Arachnida; Ixodida; Argasidae. The record is from RefSeq and is a predicted model, not a curated record. The coding region runs from base 34 to 2199 and encodes 721 amino acids. The transcript is spliced from 13 exons.
UCAAGGUCCAGUGCCGCGCUUUUUAUCCUAACCAUGUGGUUCGCCGUGUCGUGCUACCCUUCGAACGGGAUGCCGCCGAGCGUGGAGGUCCUACACGUAUCACCGCGACUUCCAGUGCCUCCUUAUUUUUGGGACAGACAAUGCUGCUUCCCAGCGUGCGGAUGCAGUGGACAGCACUACAUACUGGGCACUCAACAAAUUACUACGUAUCGCGCAGAGAAGUACGUGUCGGUAGGAGGAACUUCACCCGCGAGACGUGUGCCGGCCUCUACAUUGGAGCGCAGCAGCUCCACUGCACGGUGGAAGUUCUGGAAGAAGAGUCCUGGCAACGGCACGAACCCGGCCACAGAUGUGGGUAGCCGUCUGGGAUGUGCUCUGGCAUCCCAGCUGCAGCUCGCGGGGCGGCCAGGUAUCUCUAGCCUACGAGUACCUCGAUCCAGUAAUGGGCACGGAGGCUUGUGGGACAAGUCCACGUCCCUGCCAAGCAUCGCUUUCCAACGGCUGUCAGUGGUGCCAUCGAAGCACCCACCAGUGCGGCAGUACCCGGCUACUCCAAGCAUCAUGCCUUCGACCACCAGCAUCUCGCCCUGCACCUUCGGGGCUUCAUUGCCGACACUGAACAGCAGUGGCAACUUGACGUACAACAACUCGAACAACAGCAGCUCCUCAGAUGUUUCAAAAGCGGCUCUAGACAACGACAGCCGAAAACCGUCAUCGUCGUCGGGUUCUACGGCAACAUCGUCGGCGACCUCUUCGGCUGACUCAGCUAAAACGUGUACACGGUUGGACCCGUACGGGAGACUUUUGCCGUUGUCUCCAACAGAUGUGCUAAAGUUCUACGGUUCACGGUUGAACGCCUACGAGCGGGCAGAGGCACUGCAGUACAAGGAGGUUUGGUACUUGGGCCUGGAAGCCAGCAAGAUUGAUGGCGAAGAAGGGGCCAAUCAGAACGGAGGCUACGACGACGAAAAUGGGUCCUACAUUAAGGUGUUGCACGACCACAUUGCCUAUCGUUAUGAAAUACUCGAAGUAAUCGGAAAAGGUUCGUUUGGACAAGUUAUUCGAGCGAUAGAUCACAAGACAAAUCAACAGGUUGCCCUCAAGAUUAUCCGAAACAAGAAAAGGUUUCAUCAGCAGGCUCUGAUUGAAGUGAAGAUUUUGGACCACUUGACGAAAAGGGACAAGGACCAAUACCACAACGCUAUUCAUAUGCUCGAUUACUUUUACUUUAGGAAUCACCUUUGCAUUACGUUUGAGCUUAUGGGCAUGAACUUAUAUGAGCUUAUAAAGAAGAACAAUUAUCAAGGAUUCAGCCUUAACUUAAUACGGAGGUUCACAUACUCUUUGGUGCAGUGUCUAAGGCUACUCUACAAAGAGAGGAUAAUACACUGCGAUCUGAAACCGGAAAAUAUUCUAUUGAAGCAGCGAGGAAGCAGCUCCAUCAAGGUGAUCGAUUUCGGCAGUUCCUGCUUCAUACAUCAGAGGGUGUACACGUAUAUCCAGUCGAGAUUCUACCGUUCACCGGAGGUGAUUCUGGGCCUGCCGUAUGGCACGGCGAUUGACGUGUGGAGCCUGGGAUGCAUACUGGCAGAAUUGUAUACAGGAUUCCCCUUGUUUCCUGGAGAGAACGAAGCGGACCAACUAGCUUGCAUCAUGGAGGUGCUGGGGCCGCCACCGACUGCUGUACUGGAACAUGCCUCGCGGCGACGGCUAUUUUUCGAUUCCAAAAAUAAUCCCAGGACCAUCACAAACAGCAAAGGAAAGAAACGGAAGCCAAACUCCAAGACCCUGGCAGCUGCUCUGAGUUGUAACGACGAGGAUUUCGUAGACUUUCUCUCGCGUUGCUUAGAGUGGAACCCAGAAACUCGUAUCACUCCUGAUGAUGCUCUGCGGCACGCGUGGCUGUCCGGACCUAAGACAUACAAGAGGGACUGCAAAAGCGUCCAGGCCAUCACGGUCAAGGAGCUGGAAGCUGGCAGCCUCCCUAACUCAGCAUCAUGCAAAGCGUACAAGUGCACGAAGCCAUCGGAUCACAAAUCCAAGGAACGAAAAUCAACGUCUUCGAGUUGCGAGACAAGCACUUCGUCGGAAGACUCACCUUCUUUCCGCAACGGAGCCAGAGCGAGCAGCAGCAGCAAUCACAAAUCAACGGAGGACCCGCUGGGCGACUCAGGGACGUUCCUUCCACCGAUCCUGUGACAGUGGCUUUCCCGCAAUAGAGCAGUCCCACAAUGAACUGUGUACUCCGCGUCAGAAAGCCGCGUGUUCAAAUCAGUCUGUCGCUUUUAUCCAUGUCGCUCGCUGACCCAUCCAAAGCGUUGUGCGCCAUGCUCGUUGAAAUUUACGUUGCGGCUGUGGAGCCGCCUUCUUCGUUCGACAGAAGGUGUCGAACUGGAGGGAAAGCUAGAGUUUCUUGGCUGCGCGAGUCGGAAAGCGACGUGUAAAUUGACCGAACGAACAAAUCGGCUGUAAGGUGUACCGCGGUGUGGUACGUGUAAAUAGGAGGUGCAGACCAAAGAAGAAAAUGUAGAGCCUACGUUCCUGUUGCUAUUUGACGUUUCUUUUUCUUUCUUUUUUUCUUCUUUUUUCUCUUUUUUUUGCGAUUGACGGCCAAAUUAUCGUUCAUAUGGUGUACGAUGAGAACAUUUUGGAUGUAGGUGAACGGGAAAUUACUAUAGACGAUGUGCACAAAUUUUUCAGAUGUCUUCAGGCACGUGUGUCAAAUUAUAGCUCGAAAGUGUGAAAUUUUAUUCCGUUUACGUCGUCGCCGUCGGGGAACGAAUGUCUCCCAAAUAACUGUAUUCACAGCAUUCGAGUGACGUUUAUGUGCGGCGUGGUUAUUACGUCAGCCCGAAUACGAAAUCGGCACAACUGUUGUCGACAAGGCGGCUCGAACAAUGAAAAAUACGCGUGUAUUUGUUUUUCUUACAUUGUGAUAUCUGAUAUCUCGCAUAGAUAUUGAUGCGCAACCGGUGACGUACAAAUUUCGUAGAGAUAAUUAUAUCCUGAGAAGUAAUUAUGCAUAUAGAGCAAGCGUGUGACGUUUUUAUCUUGCAAUAUUUUUGUAGAGAAGAGCUCCAUGACGCAAGCUACGGGCAUCGAAGGCAGCCGAAGUUGGCACAUGCAUUUUGGUGUCGUUUCCAAGUGACUAAGUGUGAUCCACGUUGCUGUGUAUGUUGCGCGGACAGCACGUCGCUUACACGGUUAGUACAUGAUAACAUUCCAGAUGAAUGCAUACCAAUGUUGUGUGCCACAAUGCGGUCAGACACCGUGCAUGUAAUGUUCAUUAAGAAAGAACAACGUAGAACGUGAGAAAAAUUACCGUCAAAGUGUGCGUGCUGUUCUGUGAAACGAAAAAAUAAACUGCCUCGUAUAAAAAAUGAUUGUCCGCCAUUCAUGUUUCGCGACUGUGUAUAAAAGUACGUUUGUCCUCUACUCCACAGUGAUAAUGAGUUAUGGCAGAAAAAUUAUGCAAGCAUCUGUAGGGUGAACAAAGGACGAAACGAAUCGUAAGAUUAGGAAGCGUAAUACAGGCAGCUGUACCCUGCCUGGGUCCUGGAAUGUUGAACUUGCGGACAAAUCUUUGUCUCGUAUAAAUUUACUAUUCCAAAUGCGCUUCCAAUAGCACGUCAUAAAUGUCCUCGUGCGAUUGAAAGGAGCAUGGAAGGGCACGUUAAAAGUAUCACAGAAGUAGUUUCGCUUACACGGGGUGGGAUACACACCGUAUACUCACACGAGCGACAUCCUAAGGAAGGUUCUAGUGGAAGAAAAAGCAAAAACACAGCCCACGGAGCCGAACUUCUGUCCCGUGUUAUGGUGAGCAUUCACUCGGUGCGUCGGAGCGAUGUCGGCAGUGGCGCAUUUAGCAGACGACACUUAGCAGAAGACACCGCCAGCGUGGUUCCCUGUCGUCUGCUACGGAUUAUUUUGUGAGUGUCGCAGGAUAUUCCCCACGUUUCGGUUUGCCGUGUAAGUGAAGACACGACGUUGAGCGCUCGCACUCAUGUGACAGCAGAAAGCUGUGACGUUUUUCGCAUCUUCCACUGUAGUAUUCUGAGGAAUAUCGCACGUGUGAGUACGCACGAAUAUUCGCACAAAAAGUACGAGCUCAACGCGCUAUCCUAGGACGCAAAAGAGCUUCCAACCUCACGGGUCAGAAAAUCUCCUCUCUCAGCGUGCCGGCCUGCGACGUCAUCUGAUGCGACCAAUAGUGAGGUGCACGCUUUCCUGUCUUAUUUGGCGCCGCCAAGGUCGACUUGUCGCGUUGCUCUCUCAUUGCAGCAGACGCUUUCUCGCCAACCAAUAAAGGUGUUCGCAUCAGUUGACGUCACGCACGCAAGCACGGAGCGGCCCCAAAGGAAAUAUUUUGCGUGAGAGUUCCCGUUUGCAUCACGAGGUGCUGUCCAUGCUCCUUUAACAAUCUGUGCUGUUUGGUCCUUAAUACACCACCGAAUGUACACGCCCCAUUAAUUGAUCGCACGCAUGCCCCACAUAUUUUCCUGGAAAGAAAUGUCGGCACAGUUAUUCAAUGUUGUCUGCACAUUCGUGCCUCUCUAGAUUGUUAUUUAUUGAUGCUCUUAGGUGCAUAUAUACUUGCAUAGUGCGUCUGUGCUGUGACUUUUAUGCAUAGAUGCCUAUACUGUUUUUGAGGAUGUAACGGUAAAAAAACAAAAGUGUGUCAAUACGCAUCUAUUAAUUAAGAGAGUGAAAUCGACUUAGUGAGAAAAUGCUGCAGUAUAUGUUACAUUAGAGUUUUGCGAGCACAUAGCAAUGCACAUUUAGCGAAUCUCACAACCCUGAAUCUCAUUUCUGCUAGUCUUAUGUGCACAAACGCCUCGUGUAUAACGGUCAAGACGUCGCAGAAAAUACUCAAUGACAUCGUGAUUGUCCACCAUAAUUACGAAUGCUUUUGAGCUCUUUAAUUAGAAUGUGGUGUUGUAGCCGAAUGCUGUAGAUGCGUGACUAUUUUCUUAACGAGUAAGUGUGACGUAGUGCCGGUGUUGUUCUACCCUUUCUUGGUUGGUAGCCUUGACUAUGUUAUGAAUUUCUGAAGCCUGUCGUGAACCUUCGAAUUACUACUAUGGUUUUGCAAACUAUCGACUUAAGAGGUGUCCCGUCUCCCCAACAAGAAAAAAAAAAAAAAAAAGAGAGAGAGCCUUAAAAGAGAAAUGAGGUGACAUUUAGCAUAGCUCAAAAUCCUGCCUCGUCUGUCAAGCUGUCCACCAGGAGUCACUGUGCAAAAUAUCUUCGCUCUGCGGUGCGUUAUAACUGCGCAAUAUAGAAUUUACAAAAAAAACGGUCGGAAAAAGCAGUCGCGGACGGCCGACACGAUGCUCUCGUAUCAUGGCGAAGGCGUCCGCGUCUUGCUUCUUUGUUUUUCAUCGCAGCUCACGUGCCGCUGUACGUCACCGGUCACGUGAGGGGAGUAGCAUACGUCACGACGUCCUCUCGUUCUGCGAUGCGCUCUCUUCACGAGGAGAAGAAUUUUUCAAAGGUGCGCGGAACAAGACCCUCGCGCUCGCUCUGUGGGUCACCUACGCUUGUCGUUCUUUUGCAGGAACUCUUUUCUUCUUUCUUUUUUUUUUUUUUCAAUGGAGAACACUCUGCACCGAAAAACGAAAAUAAUAAUAAAUAAAUUGGGGGAUACCUCAGUGCUCCUUUAACUUUCAACUUCAAUGAUUAUGAAGGGGUUCCUUUCGUUUUUGUCUUUUUAAUGGCUUAAUGUUCGUGAGAAUCAAGUUUGACUGCCAAUUCUCGAGUCCGCUUCACGCACGCGGUUUACAGCGGAUUGGCACGCCGACAUGCGCGCGAAAUGGCGUCACGUGUGACAUAUGUCAGUCAGCUACGUGUCACCAUCUCGUGCCGCGGUCGAAACUGGCUGAAAACAAACGCACGUAGUAGCAGCUCGCGAAAUCGCGACGUAACUUCAUUACAGAAACCAACGCAAAAUGGCGGGUUUAGUUUCAGCACCUUACGUGCUAAUCUACCCUAAUUAUCUUGUUUUCAACCAGAGAGAGGGCGAGAAGCACCAGCGGAGCGGCGCGCAUGCGCCGUGCGGUCGCGUGAAUGUGGCGUCGGUUGUGGGUACGACUAUAGGUGAGACGCUUUGCAAGAUCGGUUCACAAUCCCCCUUGGUACUACCACGAACAAAUGACCUGCUGUAGGGGAAAAACAGUACUGAACAGCUCCAGUGCUGCACUUUCUUGUAGUGCAUUGUAGUAUUUCAACCGAUACCACGGGCCGCGCGAAGUGGCUAAGUAGUUGGUCUUUCGUGCUGUAAAUGACAUUGGAAAGCUUGCCGUGGGCAGCCUUUGUAGUACUAUACGUACAGUAACAUUACAGUGGACGUUGUGUACCCGUUCCCUGCACACUUGUCAUUUGUUGAGAGCUUGUUAUGACUUCGUUGCAGUGAGUGUAUGAUACACGCAUCUAUAUAUACGUAUACAUAAAUAUCAGCGCACCUUCGAAUCGAGAGCCUGUUAUAUUUUCUUCCAGUGGAUGAUGAUUACUGUUCCGUUUGUGUUUCGUGCGAGAAUGAUGUUCCAGUGCCUUUAAGUGGUUGUCAUUAAUAGAUAUACAUCGUGAAGUGUGGAUGAAAACAAAAUUAAAAGAUGACUCAAUGGUU